GGGUCGAGCAUGGAGUUCGCCACGGGGGCGAUGAGCUCUCUCCUCCCCAAGCUGGGGGAGCUUCUCAAGGAGGAGUACAAGCUGAAGGAGAGUGUGAAGAAGGGGAUAGAAGAACUCGAGGCUGAGCUUGAGAGCAUGCAAGCAGCCCUUGUCAAGGUGUCCAGCGUGCCGCUGGAUCAACUCGACCGGCAGGUCAAAAUUUGGGCUAAUGAGGUCAGGGAGUUGUCCUACGCCAUCGAGGACAGCCUUGACUCCUUCGUGACGCGUGUUGAGGGUGUUGAGCCAACCAAGACCAAAAUCAAGCACUUAUUGAAGACGGCCCGCGGUGAGCUCACCAAGUUCAAGGCAUGGCAUGAAAUGGCCAAUGACAUCAAAAAUAUCGAGAGCCAAGUUAGGAAGAUCAAGGAACGGCGCGACAAGUACAAGAUCGAUGAUGUUGUUGGUAAUCUUGCAACAACUACAGUUGAUCCUCGUCUCUCAUCUCUAUACAACAAGGUAUCUGACCUUGUUGGUAUUGAUAAGGCGAUUGAUGAGCUAGUGAAGGUCUUGUCCGAUGGGGUUGAGAUGUUUGAAAAUAAUCUCAAGAUAGUCUCCAUUGUUGGAUUUGGAGGAUUGGGAAAGACAACUCUUGCAAAAGCAUUGUAUGACAAGCUUAGCAAAACAUAUCAGUGUCAAGGUUUUGUUCCAGUGGGUCAGAAUCCAAACACGAAGAAAGUUCUCAGGGACAUCCUGCUUGAACUUAACACCGAGCUAUACAGAGACGCAGCCACAAUGGAUGAAAGGAAGUUGAUCAACCAGCUGCAAAAGGUCCUUGCAGGCAAAAGGUACUUUAUUGUUAUUGAUGACAUCUGGGAUACACAAACAUGGGAAACAAUUAAGUGUGCUUUCGUGGAUAGUCAUCCGAAAAGUAGAUUAAUCAUAACUACCCGUAUUGUUGAUGUUGCCACGAAAGCUGUGGUAUCUACCACAUGCAACCACUUUCUGAAGAUUACUCCAAAAUGUUAUUCUAUACAAGAACAUCUGGUAGUGAAGGACCUGCUGAAGUGACUACAAUAAUUUUAAAGAAAUGUGGUGGCGUGCCAUUAGCUAUCACUACAAUAGCUAGCUUGCUUGUUGCUAAACACAGGAAGGACUGGUCUAAGGUAUAUGAUGCCAUAGGUUUUGGGCAUGAAGAGAAUGAUGAUGUUCGUAACACAAGAAAGAUAUUAUCUUUUAGUUAUUAUGAUCUAUCUUCCAAUCUAAAGACAUGUUUAUUGUAUCUUAGUGUGUUUCCUGAAGAUUGUUUAAUUGAUAAAAUAUCACUGAUAUGGAGGUGGGUUGCCGAAGGAUUUAUACCAUAUCGAGAAGGGAUGGAGUCAUUUGAACUUGGAGAGAUCUAUUUCAACAAGCUUGUAAACAAGAGCAUGAUACGGUGGAUAGAUCCUGAAGAUAAUGAUUUCUGAGGUGGUUGUCGUGUCCAUGACAUGGUGCUCGAUCUCAUCCGCACCAUAUCAAAUGAUGUAAAUUUUGUUACAAUACAUGAUAUGGAGCAGCAUGGCACAUGUUCACGAGGAAAACGAACCCACUGGGUUCGCAAAUUAGCAGUUCAUGGAAGUGGGGAACACAGCGCUAGCAUUGCAAUGGAGCAUGUAAGGUCAUUUAGUGUUGUCGAGUGCAGUGCCAAUAGUAUGCCCCUGCUUUUUUAGCUUUAAAGUACUGCGUGUGCUAGUUAUUGAGGACUGUGUUUUCCCCGAAGGUAGCUGUCUUGAGCAUCUCGGUAAGUUGGUGCAGCUGAGGUACCUGGGAGUAGUGAAGACAAUGGUCAAGAUCCCGGAAGGAAUAGGACAUGAGCUGAAGUUUCUUGAGAUACUGGA
Messenger RNA from Triticum aestivum (bread wheat), 1853 nucleotides. Its product is annotated as disease resistance protein RGA5. The record is from RefSeq and is a predicted model, not a curated record. Lineage: Eukaryota; Viridiplantae; Streptophyta; Magnoliopsida; Poales; Poaceae. The coding region runs from base 10 to 1047 and encodes 345 amino acids. The transcript has 2 exons. Gene Ontology annotation, molecular function: ADP binding.